GGUGUGUUUGUAAAUUACUACUAAAACAAUUAAUUUACAAGUGUGAACAGGCAUAAGUAGACAAUUGAUAUCUAAAGAACAAGGAUACACCUUCUUUCAUAAUGGCUGGAAACAAAGAUCUGGCAAGGUUGAUUAAUAUGGUUCUACUGAAGCAAGGGGGCCAGCUAAACAUUGACCAGUUACACCAGGACCUCACAAAGAACCAAGGUGUACAAAUUCCUAAUGUCCAGUCACUUUUAAUUUUCUUGGAAAAGUUCCCACGCAAUUUCGUCAUAAAUACAGUACGUCAUAGAAGAAAAAAUGUGUCUAACGUGCGUGUGAUAUCGGAUAUCGAGACCUGUGCUGAACAUUGCAAGAAACAAGGAAGUUGCCAUAGUCAAAAUGGUGAAUGUGGCCGACUACACAUUUGCAAGUUCUUUCUUCUGUCUGGUCGCUGUCAUUUUGGUCCUGGAUGUGCAUUCGGCCAUGACUUUAUAUCUCGGCAUAAUUUUAACGUUUUCAUGUCGCAUAUGCUUGAUCCAAGGUAUAUCGAAGAAAACAGUUUGAGAGAUCUGCUGUGUCAGAAUGAAUGCAGAAAUGCUACCACGAUGCCCGAUACAUGUAAAUUUUACAACACAUCAAAGACCUGCUCCAACAAGAGAUGUAGAAGCCUGCACAUUUGUCGACAUUUUCUUGAAGGAACCUGCAAGUUUGGGUCCGACUGUAGAAGAAACCAUUCCGUGGAAGAACCAUCUGUUUUGGACAUCCUUGAGGACUAUGGUUUUGAUGUGAACCGAAACCCUGAAGUAAUACUAGAAGAUCUUCAAAACUUCUAUAAAAAUAACACAUCUACAAACAUCGGAUCAUCGCAACCUUCAGGUUUGUCCUACAGGAGUCGAUCAGUGAAUAAUUUAGCAGACCCACUUAGCAUGUCCGUCUUUGACCCACCACCACAAAGACAACGCGGUAGAUCAGCGGGCAGACAUCGAGAAAGAAAUGGGAUAUCUUUCGAAGGUCAUAUCGGAUCAGUGGAGCGGUACCGGAUAUGGUCUCCUCAACCAGAUGGCUUUUUAUCUGACUCGGACAGGGAACAAGAGGUGUACGUGCCAACUCUGCGUCGACCACCUUCAGCAGUCCCAGCAGUGCCUGUUCCACGGUCUAGAACAAAACAAAGCCCUCUGGCAAUGGCCUUGCCUCCAAAACCAGCCAUAUCAACAUUUAGAUCAGUUUCAAAGGAGUCAACUUUAAAAAUCUGUAUUCAUUAUCUGCGAGGAAAAUGUCUUUUUGGGGGAAAAUGUCGAUACCAUCACAAGUCAACAAUUUACCAGUGGCAAUGGAAGAAAAAUACUGAUUUAGAUUGGACAGAUUUUGACGAAGAAGAAAACAUAACUUUGGAGAAAGGCUUUAGUCAAGUUGAAGAAGCAGAGUGUUAUUUAAAAAUGGGUAAAAACAUUGUCAGGGUUGACUUUGAUACGAUGAGUGUCAGUGGAGGAAACAUCAGCAGUGUUCAGCGACUGACGACAAUCUCGUCAAAGAACUCUCCUCCGUAUAUUCAGAAGUGGACGACUAUUUGGCACUGGUACUGGCAGGAUCAAAAUGGAAGUUGGAAAGAAUAUGGAGACCCAGACCGACGGGGUCAGAGGUCAGAGCUCGACAGCGACAUGGUGGAGGAGCGGUAUCUGGAGAACCCAGAUGGAUCCAUCAAGUUUGGAAAUGGCCGACAUCAGUACAUUCUGUAUUUUACCGACAUGCAACAAAUGAAUAAAAAAACAAAAACAAAGCGUGAUGUUCGACGCAGACCUACAUUCUUCCAUCCUGAAGAUUUCAAAAAGAGAAGAAGUAGUGAGACCUCUGCUGACAUUUCGAAAUCUUUCGUACCAAAAGAAUGGAAUGUGUCAGGAGAAGAUGUCUAUGGACAUUACCGAAAAACAGUGAUUAAGCAGAGUAGCCAAGAAUUCAAGUUGAUUGACAAACUUUUUCACACGACCAUGCCUCAGGGGAGAUCAAUCAAGUCACUGGAGAGAAUUGAGAAUGGAGAAUUGUGGAACAGUUUCUGUCUAAAACGAGAACAGAUGAAGAGAAAACUGGGGAAGGAUGUUGUUGAAUGCCAGCUGUUCCACGGGACACAUGUUGACAACAUCGACGCGAUCUGUCACCAAGGUUUUGACUUUCGGUUCUCCGGGAAAGCUGUAGGCACCUUACAUGGAAAAGGAAGUUAUUUUUCCACCGAAGCAGGUUACUCCGAUUCUUACACUGGUAACUGUGGAAAGAUGUUCAUCGCUCUAACUUUGGUGGGUGACUUUUCAAAGGGUAACCAAUCGUUUGUACGCCCACCACCAAAACUUGAUUCUGAACCACAUGGUGAUUUGUUUGACAGCUGUGUUGACAACAUAAAAAAUCCUAAAAUCUUUGUAAUCUUUGAUUUGUACCAGGUGUAUCCGCAGUAUCUUAUCACCUAUGAGUAAGACGGUGUCUUCAUGCACUGUGCAAGAUCACCCUGUUGGUAAUGUAAACUAAUCGUAAGUUUAGAACCUGGGGCCUAAUUCACUAAACUCUCGUAACUUUACGAUAUCGCAGUGCAAUGCUAAAAGACUUGCAAAGAGGAUGCUUUGUUGUCUAGUAGAGCCUAAGAGAGCUUUGUGAAUUAGGCCCCAGAAUUCUUAGUUUUACACUACACCAGUGAAUAAAAAUAAAAUAAAUUAGAGAUCAGCUGUGAAUCAUUCAUUCCAACAUUAUGUGAUUGCAGUUUUUUUAUUUAACACUAGAAGAAAUCAACCACAGCAGGAGUUUCAAUUUAAAAAAGAUACAUUCUUAAAAUUCAAUUUUUCUUUCACCACUGACAAUUAGGAAAUUACUUAAGCAUCAUAAAAGGAACACAUGUAAGUAUCUAAAAUAUUUUAGAUGGACUUGGUAAUUUUUAAUGUUACUUCUCAGACGCACGUGCAUUUUUAAAAAUUUGAGAAAUGCAUUAUGUGAUAGUAAAAACACCAGAAAGACCAAAAUCACUUCGAAUGUACGGAAACUGAUCAUCUAAACCAUAAAUUCUAAGUAAAGUAUGAUUUCAGUUAUGAAAAAAUGUCUCUAAUAGUCAAAAAUAUGCAUUCGUGUUUAAAAACUAGGGUACGUCCCUUUAAAACAAAGUACACUAAAUAAAGUCUUGGGGAAUACCACCUGUUGUAUGUAUCACAGGUAACAAACCGAUACUAUCAGUGAUCUAAAACACUAAGGCUGUCGGACUCACUAUCAGUUUACACUUCUGAAGCUGUCAUUCCACAAAUAUGUUUUGUAUGUUAAAUUUGACAGCCAUGGUUUAUCAUAAAUUUGUCAAAUAGACAUUUCAGCAGCAUUUGGUACUUAAACAAUACCAUUAUAAGAUUCUUCGGGACAAUAAAAUGUAAAAAAUAAUAAUAAUAAUAUUAAUAAAAAUAAAAUAAAUAUAUAUAUAUAUAUAUAUAUAUA
Molecule: messenger RNA, 3438 nt
Organism: Gigantopelta aegis
Lineage: Eukaryota; Metazoa; Mollusca; Gastropoda; Neomphalida; Peltospiridae
Product: protein mono-ADP-ribosyltransferase PARP12-like
Exons: 6
Coding region: 102-2444 (780 amino acids)
Molecular function (GO): metal ion binding; NAD+ poly-ADP-ribosyltransferase activity
Source: RefSeq, a predicted model, not a curated record